AUGGCUACUCCACCGCCCCUCACGAUCCGCAACCUCACCUCUACCCCUCUCGAAUUGAAAGUGGUUGAACGCUACGCUGCGCCUACCAUUGAAGAACCUCCUUCCAGUGGGAUUGCCAACAUCACCCGCCCUUUCACAAACUUCAUCAGCAACACGACUACCACUCUCAGUCCCAAUAACAGUCCUCGGCCCAAAGCUUCCCGACGGCCCUCUGCGCCUCAAUUAGCAGAGACCUCGCAGUCCUUCUCCCGCGACGAGGUCUCCAUAUCGAUCCCAUCCUUCUCUACCUCCAAAACGGACCUCGAGCACGGGCCCGAGAUCCUGCGCCUUACAUUCGAAGCCGACUCGCAGCGGUACCGCGUCGACGUGCCUUCCCCGAGCAACGCCUCUUCCACUCUUGUUCCACUUACCCCUGACCCGCGACAUGCGUACACGGCCAUCUAUCUCCCGCAGGACUCGUUCCUGGCCAUCUUCUCCUCCGCCAACCUCUCCAGCUGGAUGAAAGAGCUACGCGACGAGACGCCUCUCUCCGCGCUCUCCAUCCCGGGCACCCACAACUCGCCCACCUGCCACCGCGCCCUCCCUUCUGUGCGCUGCCAAGCCGUAUCUCCGCGCAAACAGCUCGAGAACGGCGUCCGGUUCUUCGACAUUCGCGUCCAGCCCGAAAACCCCGCUGACCCGACCAAGGACGGGCUCAUCCUCGUGCACGGCGUGUUUCCCAUUUCCCUCACGGGGAACAAAUACUUCCGGGACCUGGUCAAUGUCGUCCAAGACUUCCUCAACGAGAACCCCUCCGAGACCGUCAUCCUGUCCGUCAAGCGCGAAGGCACAGGCAACGCCACAGACGAACAGCUCGGCCGGAUCCUGCGCGACCAUUACGCCGGCGACGUCCACCACUGGUUCACCGCGCCCCGGGUCCCCACGCUCGGAGAAGCCCGCAAGAAGAUCGUGCUCAUGCGCCGCUUCGUGCUCGAGGACGGGCUCAAGCACGAAUGGGACGGUGCGGGGUGGUGCAUCAAUGCCGAGUCCUGGGCAUACAAUACCCCGCACGACACGAGUCCUGGCGGCGACGUCUGCGUCCAGGACUUUUGCGAGGUCCUCGAGACGGAAAACAUCGACAAGAAGAUUGAGUAUUCCACGCAGCAGCUCGAACGGGCCGGCCAAUGCGUCUGUCAACUACCUCCUAAUGCCGGCGAAGGAGAAGUCUCGGCGCUCCAAGCUGGUGUGCCCGAGGGCGAAAAACAACCCCUCUAUAUCAAUUUCCUGUCCGCGUCUAAUUUCUGGAAAGUCGGGUGCUGGCCGGAGAAGAUCGCGGCGAAGCUGAACCCUGCCGUCAUCGACUACUUGUGCAGAAGACACAAUGAGUCUGAUGCGGAUGCGAAUGCGCAAGUGGACGGCGCAGGAGCGGGCGGUGACAAGGGCGAUGGGUCCACGGGCAUAGUCGUCUGCGACUGGGUCGGAAAUAACGACGAUUGGGACCUCGUGCGGUGUAUUGUUGGCAUGAAUGGAAAACUGGAAAUGCGAGAAAAGCAAGCGUCAUAG
Molecule: messenger RNA, 1542 nt
Organism: Xylona heveae TC161
Lineage: Eukaryota; Fungi; Ascomycota; Xylonomycetes; Xylonales; Xylonaceae
Product: PLC-like phosphodiesterase
Exons: 1
Coding region: 1-1542 (513 amino acids)
Biological process (GO): lipid metabolic process
Molecular function (GO): phosphoric diester hydrolase activity
Source: RefSeq, a predicted model, not a curated record